Molecule: messenger RNA, 3648 nt
Organism: Pedinophyceae sp. YPF-701
Lineage: Eukaryota; Viridiplantae; Chlorophyta; Pedinophyceae
Source: the annotation of a GenBank genome assembly
AUGCAGGGCGGCGGAGGGGACGAUGGCUGCCCGCGCGUGGCGACCUCCGUGGAGUCCUUGUUUCCGCCCACGUUCAACCCGGGCGUGUCCAACGAGCGCGUCGUCUCGGUCAUCAUUCCGUCCUACCGCGAAACUCCAGAGGAGAUGAGCCUGUCGCUCGGAUGCUACACCAAGGAGGCACUGCCGGACGAGAUGUUCCGCCAGCGGCUCGAGCUGUUCCUCAUCCUCGACGGCCACGACGAGAAGGAGCCCGAGGAGUCCAACCCCACCCUCUGCGGCAUCAAGGCGCUGCUGAAGAAGCGCGCGACGACGCCGAUCGAGCAGGUGGACACGCGGCUGUUCCGCCUGUACCGCGGGAAGUACUGCGGCAUCCCGUUCGGCUUCUACAUCAAGCGCGCCGGUCUGAAGCGGGGGAAGCGCUUCUCGCAGCUCUUCUACUACGAGAUGACGCAGAUCCGGCGCGUCGUGCUCGGGUGGGAGCCGUACGCGCUCUUCCAGGGCGACGGCGACACGAGCAUGGAGCGCGGCGCCCUCCAGAAGCUCGUCAACAGCCUCGUGGAGAACCCCAGCUGCGCGGCCACCACGGGACAGAUCCUGCCGCUCAACUUCUCCAGGUGGUCGGUGCUGAACCCGCUCGUGGACGCAGUGGCGCCGCAGGUGUGGGAGUACACCAUCAGCGGGGUCGUCGACAAGGCGUUCUACGCGGCGAGCAAGUGCGUGCUGGUCAUGCCCGGGGCGUUCAGUCUGCUGCGCUACAGCGCCGUGCGGGACUGCUGGCCCGCGUACAGCGCCCGCACGCGCGCGGGCGACCUGAUCAGCCUCAACUGCCUGGACCUGGGCGAGGACCGGUACCUGACGACGCUGCUGCUGAUGUGCGGGCACGACACCACGUACGUCGAGGACGCGGUGUCCUACACCUCGGUCCCGCAGACGUGGCGCGAGCUGCUGGUCCAGCGGCGGCGCUGGUUCAACAGCGCGGUGCUGAACGACGUGAUCCUGGCCCUGAACUGGCGCACGCUGUUCCGGUGGCACGCGUGCCGCUGGCUGGUGUACGUGUUCACGGUGUGGUCGCUCCUCUGCGGCGUCCUCCUGCAGCCCGCCAUGACGCUGGCGCUCUUCGCGACCGCCGACCUCCCCACGGACGCCACGAUCCGCGGGCACAGGCUCCGGUACCGCUCGUACGAGUCGCACGGCCUCCCGCUGGGCUGCCCGAUCGGUGCGCUGAUCUACGCGUCGACGUCGUGCGUGAUGGUCGCCCUGGGGACCAUGAUGGUCCUCAACCCGCGCUUCCACGCCGGCACGCUCAACUACGCCUUCCUCCUCCUCCUCUGCCUCGUCGGCGCCAUCGUGUUCGGCAGCACCACGUGGCUCAUCGGCGCGCGCCUGUCCUACUUCGUCCUCGUGCCCGUGGUGGUCAUCCCGACCGUGCUGCUCAGCACCGUCGCCCUGCGCGUGCGGCCCAAAGAGUGGCUCCGCGUCCUCGCGGGCGGCAUCCUCGGCGCCGUCAUCUUCCUGCCCAUCUUCAGUGUGGUGAUCCCGAUGAACGCGCUGGCGAACCUCAACAACGGCUCCUGGGGCACGCGCGAGACGAAGAAGGACGCGAAGACGACCGAGCAGGAAAUCGCCGCGGAGGCUCGGCAGGCGCAGUCCGAGCGGCGCAUGGCGCAGAGCUUCGUCCGCCGCACCGCGCUGGAGCUCGUGCAGCAGAUGCGUCGCCCAAUCAAGUUCCUGACGCGGGGGCACCUGGACCUGGCGAAGAGCCGCACCUGGGCCGGCGACGAGCUCGUGAACCUCGAGUCAGACUCGGACGACGCGGAGUCUUCGCUGCCGGGCCACCCCCACGCGCUGGCGGCGGUGCACCCCAUGUCGAACGAAAGGGGGGGCUCGCAGCCCGAGGUCAGUCUCAUCGACGCGCUCCCCGCGACGCUGUCGUCCAUGCUCACCGCCGCGGACGGCGGCUUCGAGGCGAUGAAGAAGGCGCUGUUCCGCCUCCUGCGGCGGUCGGAGCAGCCUGAGACGCGCGGGCAGGACGGCGACGAGGAGGACGACGACGUCACACCGGAGCGCUUCGUCGCGAAGAUCAAGAGCACCCGAGAGAGCGCCGGCCACGGCGCGUACACCGCCGCCGCCCUGUGGGCCAGCCCCGCCAAGAAGCCGAAACUGGGAGCCGUGGCACCCGAGCCCCCCGCGGCGGCGCCGGCCCCGAAGCGCGACGAUUCCCAGCCCGGGCCCGGGGUGCAGCGUGCGGUGUCGCGCAUGAUGAACGGGUCGCUCCUCGCGGGCCACUCCGGGCUGCUGAAGACGUCGGUGCAGAACUCCAGCAAGAAGCUCCUGCAGCCGAUGCAGCCGGGCGUGUCGCGGCAGAACACCCUGCAGCGGCUGCAGAACGGCAGCUCGAGGGCGCUCAUGGCGGGUGGCCCGGCGCCGCCAGGCCUGCCGGGCAACCGCGAGGCCCCCCCGGGCCCCGCGCGGCAACUGACGCUGGACAUCCCGCAGCUGCCUGACGCGCCCGACGCGGCGUCCCCGCUUGCGGCCGAGACCGCAAAGGUCCGGUUCGCGGCACCGAGCCCGAGCGAGAGCCCGAGUCCGCCCGCGCGGAAGCAAGCGGCGUUCCUGACGCAGAGCGACGACGGGGGAGUCGAGGCGGAGACCGUGGAGGACGCGCUGGGCCUGCUGGCGCACUCGCUGCUGGAGCUGCCGGCAGAGGUGCUGCUCGCGGAGGUGGCGAUGGAGGAGGAGGCCAAGUACGAGAGCAUCCUGGCCUCGCGGCUGCAGCGGCGCCCGUCGAGCGUGCAGCGGCGGCUCAAGAGCGGGCGCCACGGGCCGCCGCGGAACCUCAGCCGCGCGAUGAGCCGGGCGCUGUCGCGCGCGGGGCAGUCCACGACGCUCCUCCGCGGGGAGCCGCCCGUGCUGAGCCCGCGCAAGCCGUCGUCUCACGCGUCCCCGCGGGCCCCGAGCUCCACGUCGCGCGGCACGCGCCGCGGCGUGCGGUUCGCGUCGUCGGCCACGAGCGCCGUCGCGUCGCAGGAGGAGGACAGCCAGGCGGAGGAUCAGUUCGCACCGGACCAGGACCUGCCCCCUGUGCGCGAGGUGUGGGCCGAGGGGUCGCGCGUGGUGUCGCGCGUGCCGAGCAGCGUGACGCAGUCGCGGCGGAGCAUGGAGCUCCCCGGGGGCGCGGUCCGGCGGGUCGUGGGGCCGUCGGAGCCGUUCGCGCCCAUCGACGCGCUGGCGCGGCUGUUGCGUGUGCGCAAGCUGUCGCAGAGUGCGCGGCGCAUGCUGGUGUUCUGGGUGUGGCUCUGGACGGUGAUCCUGCUCGGGGCGGUGUUCGCGGCGUGGCGCAUGUGGGCGGAGAGCAACGCGGCGGACUCCGGGGAGCGCGGGGGCGCGCCGAUGAACUCCUUUGUCAUCACCAUGGUGAGCGUCUUCGGGCCGGUGCCGUACACGAUCCGCGUGGCCAUCAGCAUGACGUGGGCCGGGCUGCACCGCAAGAUGUGGGUUUGCUGGCCCGAGUACGCCUUCGCGACGCGCCGCCGCGCCACGGGGCGGCCCGUGAGUGGCCGCACGGACACGGGGACCCCGCACAAGUCCACGGGGCGCGCGGUGGCGCCCGUCCCUGACGUGGAGGAGGGCGCGCGCGGGGCGUGGUGA